This is a messenger RNA of Pichia kudriavzevii, 1287 nucleotides long. RefSeq lists its product as uncharacterized. Gene Ontology annotation, molecular function: glucan exo-1,3-beta-glucosidase activity. Bases 1 to 1287 code for a protein of 428 amino acids. Gene Ontology annotation, cellular component: cell surface; extracellular region. The transcript has a single exon. NCBI's taxonomy places the organism in Eukaryota, Fungi, Ascomycota, Pichiomycetes, Pichiales, Pichiaceae. Gene Ontology annotation, biological process: glucan catabolic process. The record is from RefSeq and is a predicted model, not a curated record.
AUGAGACUAUCUACAGUUAUCGCUUUCGCUACUACGCUGAUCUCAACAUCUCUUGCCGCACCUGUAAGACUAGAGAAGAAAAAUUCAAGGUGGGACUAUGCCAGUGACCAAAUUUACGGUGUUAAUAUUGGUGGUUGGCUAGUUCUUGAACCUUACAUCACUCCUUCUUUGUUUGAAGCCUUUGGUGGAGAUGAUUCCUCAAAACCUAUAGAUGAACACUCCUUCUGUGAGAGGUAUGGUAAAGAUCAAGCAAGUGAAGUCUUGCAACAACAUUGGUCGACUUUUUAUACUGAAGAGGAUUUCCAAGAAAUUGCUAAUGCCGGUUUGAAUAUGGUUAGGAUUCCAAUUGGAUAUUGGGCUUUCCAAACAUUGGAAAAUGAUCCUUAUGUGCAAGGCCAGGUUGAAUAUUUAGAUAAGGCAUUAAGUUGGUGUGCAACUUAUGGUCUGAAAGCUUGGAUUGAUUUGCAUGGUGUUCCAGGUUCUCAAAAUGGAUUUGAUAAUUCCGGAUUAAGAGACAUUUUAACUUGGCAAGAUGUGGACUAUUAUACCAAGUUGAGUUAUUCUGUUUUGGGUGAAAUUGCUGCAAAAUAUUCAACUUCUCAAUAUGAAGACGUUGUUAUUGGCAUUCAAUUGGUUAAUGAACCUCUAGGCCCUUCACUGAAUAGAUCCAAAUUGGAAGACUAUUAUGUCAAUGGGUACCAAAUUGUUAGAGAUGAAGGUAAUGCUCCUGUUAUUAUUCAUGAUGCAUUUUUCCAAGGCGACUAUUCUUGGGAUGACUUCCUGAAUACCGAAAUCGAUCCAAAUGUUUGGGACGUUGUUAUGGACCACCACCAUUAUCAGAUUUUCUCCGUUGAAGAAUUGCAGAGAGAUAUCGAUGAACACGUUGAGUUUGCAUGUAAUCUUGGUAAAACUGAAGGUAGAGAAUACCACAAUGCGGUAUGCGGUGAAUGGACUGCUGCUCUCACUGAUUGUGCUAAAUGGCUCAAUGGAAUGGCGAGAGGCGCAAGGUAUGAUGCAACAUAUCAGAACGACACUCCAAUUGGUUCUUGUUCUAACUUGUACUUGGCUGAUUAUUCAUACUUCCAACAGGAAGAUGUUAGACAAACCUACAGAAGGUAUGUUGAAGCUCAGAUGGACGCAUACCUUCAUGAAAAGAUGAAUGGAUGGGUUUUUUGGUGUUGGAAAACUGAAAACUUGAUUGAGUGGGACUUUCAAAGGUUGGUUGAGUUGAAUAUCAUUCCUCAGCCGUUGAACUCUAGAGAGUUCUACAAUCAAUGUGGUUAUUGA